This is a messenger RNA of Tupaia belangeri chinensis (Chinese tree shrew), 2693 nucleotides long. RefSeq names its product transporter 2, ATP binding cassette subfamily B member (gene TAP2). NCBI's taxonomy places the organism in Eukaryota, Metazoa, Chordata, Mammalia, Scandentia, Tupaiidae. Gene Ontology annotation, biological process: peptide transport; antigen processing and presentation of endogenous peptide antigen via MHC class I; transmembrane transport. Gene Ontology annotation, molecular function: ABC-type oligopeptide transporter activity; MHC protein binding; ATP binding. Gene Ontology annotation, cellular component: TAP complex; endoplasmic reticulum membrane. The transcript is spliced from 10 exons. The coding region runs from base 4 to 2127 and encodes 707 amino acids. The record is from RefSeq and is a predicted model, not a curated record.
GCCAUGGCGCUCACUGAUCUGAGACCCUGGGCCUCGGUGCUGCUGCUGGACACCGUCUUACUCUGGCUGCUUCGGGGGACUGUGGGGGAGCUGCUUCCCCAAGGGCUUCCAGGACUAUGGCUGGAGGGGCUCUUGCGUCUUGGAGGGCUGUGGGGGCUGCUGAAGGUGGGAGGGCUGCUGGGAUGUGUGGGGACGUUGCUGCCCCAGCUCUGCCUGGUGACCCCCCUGUUUCUCUCCCUGAGGGGCGUGGUCACAGGGGCCUCCAGUGCUCCCACAGUCAGAGUGGCCACAGCCUCCUGGAGCUGGCUGCUGGUGGGCUAUGGCGCUGCAGGGCUCAGCUGGGCCCUGUGGGCUGUGCUGAGCCCUCCGGGAGCUCCGGAGAGGGAGCAGGGCCAGGAGAACAACCGAGUGUUGAUGUGGAGGUUGCUGAAGCUCUCCAGGCCGGACCUGCCUUUCCUCAUUGCCGCCUUCUUCUUCCUUGUCGUUGCUGUUCUGGGUGAGACACUCAUCCCUCACUAUUCCGGCCGUGUGAUUGACAUCCUGGGAGGUGAUUUUGACCCCCACGCCUUUGCCAGCGCCAUCUUUUUCAUGUGCCUCAUCUCGGUGGUGAGCUCACUGUCUGUAGGCUGCAGGGGAGGCUUCUUCACGUUCGUCAUGUCCAGAAUCAACUCUCGGAUCCGGGAGCGGCUUUUCUCCUCCCUGCUGCGCCAGGACCUCAGUUUUUUCCAGGAGACUAAGACAGGGGAGCUGAACUCACGGCUGAGCUCGGACACCAGCCUGAUGAGCAACUGGCUUCCUCUCAACGCCAACGUGCUCUUGCGGAGCCUGGUGAAAGUGGUGGGGCUGUACGGCUUCAUGCUCAGCAUGUCGCCGCGGCUCACACUCCUCUCCCUGCUGGAUAUGCCGCUCUCAAUAGCAGCCGAGAAGGUGUACAAUGCCCGCCAUCAGGCACUACUUCGGGAGAUCCAGGAUGCAGUAGCCAAUGCGGGGCAGGUGGUGCGGGAGGCAGUCGGAGGGCUGCAGACCGUGCGCAGCUUUGGGGCGGAGGAGCAAGAGGUCUGUCGUUAUAAGGAGGCCCUUGAACGAUGCCGGAAGCUGCGGUGGCAAAGAGACCUGGAACGAGCCCUGUACCUGCUUGUGCGGAGGCUGCUACACCUGGGCGUGCAGGUGCUGAUCCUGAGCUGUGGGCUGCAGCAGAUCCUGGCGGGGGAGCUCACCCGCGGCGGGCUGCUCUCCUUCCUGUUGUACCAGGAGGACGUGGGGACCUACGUGCACACCCUGGUCUACAUGUGCGGGGACAUGCUGAGCAACGUGGGAGCUGCAGAGAAGGUUUUCUACUACCUGGACAGAAAGCCAAAUCUGCCCCCACCAGGGACACUGGCCCCUGCCUCUCUGCGGGGGCUCGUGGAGUUCCGGGAUGUCUCCUUUGCUUAUCCCAGUCGCCCUGGCCAGCCCGUGCUCAAGGGGCUGACAUUCACCCUGCAGCCUGGUCAGGUGACGGCGCUGGUGGGACCCAACGGGUCUGGAAAGAGCACCGUGGCUGCCCUGCUGCAGAAUCUGUACCAGCCCACCGGGGGGCAGGUGCUGCUGGACGGGGAGCCCGUCUCGGAAUAUGAGCACCACUACCUGCACAGCCGGGUAGUCUUGGUGGGGCAGGAGCCGGUGCUGUUCUCGGGUUCUGUGAGGGACAACAUUGCGUAUGGGCUGAAGCACUGUGAGGAUGACGAGGUGAUGGCCGCCGUGCGGGCUGCCUGUGCAGAUGACUUCAUACAGGAGAUGGAACAUGGGAUACAUACAGGGGUCCCGUCAGCCCAGAGAGGAGGGCAGUGUCCACCGCGUCUCCGUCCUUUCCCGCCUUCUCGUGUCUCCUGCACGAGAGCUGCCGCCCGUGGGGUUGUGGUGGCAGUCCCCAUCCCUGUCUUUCUGAGGUGUCGUGGUCCUCACCUUCAGCUGCAGGCCUGGAAGUCCCGCGGGGACCAGACGGUGCUGGUGAUCGCGCACAGGCUGCAGACCCUCCAGAGCGCUGACCAGAUCCUGGUGCUGAAGCAGGGGGAACUGCUGGAGCAGGCCCAGCUCAAGGCAGGGCAGGACAUCUACUCCCGCCUGGCACAGCAGCUGCUGGACUGAGGCCCCAGGACCCUGGGGCCUUCUCCGGGCCUCUCCGUGACCCGCAGGGGCUCCUGCUCUGAGUUCCCUGGGGCCAUGCCCCUGCGUUGUUGCUCCUGGAGCUGGGGGCCCGAUGGGCAUUUGGACUGUGUGUGGUUUGGACCGCGUGCGGUGGGGUGGGGCAGGUGCUGUCUGUGUCCAGGAACCUUAUCUCCUUGGUGAAUAGAACAUUGCCUGGUGCUGAGUACUGUAUUAUGUCAGAGAAAUAUUUUAAAAUAUUUGAACAGUACACAUUCAUAUGGAAAAUCUAAACAAUUUAGAAGAGUACAAAGAAAAAAAGUAAAACUACCAGUUGUUUUAAUUCCAGAAAUAACUACAGUUAUUGUUUUGCUGACCCUCCUGUCAGUCAUUUUAUCUGUUCUUUGUGAUACAAAUGAACCAGUAUUAUAUAAAUAAUCAUGAGGUUGCCUUUUGGCAUCCUCCCCCAUUCUCAUAGUGUCUGAUGUUUUGGAAAAGUUAGAAUAUGGAGGGGCAGAGCACAAUUCUCUAAUAAACACAGUGUUAAUAGUAACAUUGAUAAUAGCUAC